AUGCUUGGCGACUGCGUGUUCGAGUGGGAUGUGCGGGAGCUGCAACGCGCGCGCACCUCCUGCACGGCGGGUGCUGUUGUGUACGGCGCUCUCCCAAUGUGCUUCAAGUGGACGCCGGUAGAUGCACUGCCCACGGCCGCGGUGGAGACGAGGCAGAAGAAGGCGACGCCGUCCGACGUUUCUGCAGGCUUGCGGCACUUUUGCCGCCGUGUCGGAUAUACGGCGUGGGUCUGUGACAACCGAUUCGCCAUGAUAGACGGCGGUAUCUACGCACAGCCAGAAACAACAACAACGGCAGCGGUGUCACAGUCACCGCGACCGCCGUCUUCAAGACGACAAUCUAACAGGACGGCGCGGCGUUGGCGAGGACGAUUGGCCCGUCGCGUCUUGGAGCCUUCUGCCGAGACCGUUGUUGCCGUUGCUGCUACUAGUGGUGGUGGUGAGUCAUCCGUCCCCGACGUGGCCACGACGCUUCUCUGCUACGACUUGAAACAGCACAGCUGGAGCGUCACGUGCACCACGCGGGACGAGACGGGUGAUGGUGCGGAGGGUCCGCGCGUGUUUCACUCUGCCGCUGUCGUGGGUGACAAGGUGUGGUGCUUCGGCGGGUGCAGCGUGGCCACUGCGCGCGGGACGCUGUCGCCUCUUUGCAACGUGCUGAAGUGCCUCCACCUUCCCGCGCGCCAGUGGAGCACAGUGACGCCACUGCUGCGGCUGCCGUCCCGCGCACUGCACCGUGAGCCCGCUGCGCCGCUCUUCGCUGUGCGGACGCCACUCGCGUCGUCGCCGCCACCGCUUGCGUGCCACACGGCGGUGGCGUGGGAUGCAGAAAUGUACGUGUUCGGUGGACUGCGGGAGGAAGGCGGCACGCUUGUCCCCAGCGAUGCGCUCUACGCGUUUCACACGCGCCGUGUUGCGUGG
This is a messenger RNA of Trypanosoma grayi, 921 nucleotides long. RefSeq lists its product as hypothetical. The annotation marks the transcript as partial. Lineage: Eukaryota; Euglenozoa; Kinetoplastea; Trypanosomatida; Trypanosomatidae. The record is from RefSeq and is a predicted model, not a curated record. The transcript has a single exon. Gene Ontology annotation, molecular function: protein binding.